AUGAGUCAUGAGCAUAAAGUACAUCGGUCUGCUCUAUUUAACGACAAUGACAACUUCAUGAGUUCAGACAAUGAAGAUCAACCAUAUAUUGCGCCAAAUAUAGAGUUUGAAUUUAUUGAGGUUGAUCAGGAAGACGAACAAGAACCAUCACAGCAAAAGGAGACUGGAAAAGACCAGGGAGGGGAGGCAGAGGAAGCAGAUCAAGAGUUUGAUUUUCCAUUAUUUGCUAGUGCUGCUACUAGUGUCACUAAUACUACUACUACUACUACAACAACAACAACAAAUACUACGUGUCCUCAUCUGCUAGUGGUCGAAGAUAGAGGACGAUCUACUAUACAGAAGCCAAUAGUACAAAAGAUCUCAUUACGUGAACAUUCUGAAGAGCGCAUAAACAAUGAAAGACCGGAGUCUUUUUAUUUUGCCAACUAUACAGAACAAGAAAAGGCCCAAUUCGCUACAUGUGCUUUAACUGCGCAGGAUAUAUACGAUCAAUUCUUCAUUCGCAAGAGUAACUUUCGAUGCCUCAACCUCAAUGAAUACAAUGCCAAAGUAGAGGAAGAGAAAGCCAAGGCUAAAGCGAAAAGAAGAAACAGACCAGGAAAGAAAAAAAGAGAGAGUAAGGUACGAUGUCGGGAACGUAGAGAAGAAAAAGCAAAGUUGAUCAAACAAGCUGAGAAGGAACGAAAAAAGAAGGAGAAAUAUGAGAAAUAUGAAAAGUUCAAAGCAAGACGAGGUGGGUACGCUGGUGGACGAGGCGGUGGACGCGGUGGCAGAAAAGUAUUCCAAAAAUCGAGGGCCGGAAAUGGAAUCUCUAAUGCUAGCGCAGGUGGUGGUCGGGAUGGGAAAAUAAGUAAACCAAAGUACAGAACAGAAUAA
Messenger RNA from Lodderomyces elongisporus, 876 nucleotides. RefSeq lists its product as uncharacterized. The transcript has 2 exons. The record is from RefSeq and is a predicted model, not a curated record. The coding region runs from base 1 to 876 and encodes 291 amino acids. NCBI's taxonomy places the organism in Eukaryota, Fungi, Ascomycota, Pichiomycetes, Serinales, Debaryomycetaceae.